CAUGUGUUAAUCAUGUGAUAAAUAUUGGAUUAACAAUUAAAACCAAACUCACCUACAAGAAUGGAAGCUUUUUACUGGGAUUAAACCAAACCAUUUGUUGAUGAAGGAGCAAAGCUGAGCUUCCUCUCACAAUCUACAGCCAUGGCUUUGAUUUACCAGCAUGUUUUUCUAAUUCUCUUCAUUUCAGUUAUUCCCAUUUCUCAAUCCGUUGUUCUUGAUCCUGAUUACUACAAAACCACAUGUCCGGAUUUUAAUCGAGUCGUCCUGGAACAAGUCCAGGAAAAGCAAGCUAAAUUCGUCACCACCGCCGCCGCCACGCUCCGCCUCUACUUCCACGACUGCAUGACCGGAGGCUGUGACGGAUCUAUUCUUAUUGGCUCAACUUCUGACAAUCAGGCGGAGAAGGAAUAUGAAGACAACAUUUCACUCCCCGGCGACGCUUUUGAUAUCAUCUUUAGAAUCAAGACGGCGUUGGAGAUGAUCUGCCCCGGCGUUGUCUCCUGUGCUGAUAUUCUCACAGCCGCCACGCGUAACCUUCUGGUGAUUGUCGGUGGACCUCAUUACCCCGUCUUACUCGGACGCAAAGACGGCCUGGUUUCCAACGCCUCCCGUGUCAACGGAAGUCUUCCACAUGAAGGCAUGAAUGUAGAUCAAAUGAUUGCAUUUUUUGAACGCAGGGGCUUCACCACUCAAGAAAUGGUGGCUCUGUUGGGCGCACACACAAUUGGUUUCGCAAGCUGCAAGAAAUUCAGCAAGAGGCUCUUUAAUUUCUCUGCCGAAGCCCCUACCGAUCCCGGCCUAAAACCUGCCUACGCCGAAGCACUAAAAAAAUUGUGCGGAGAUCCGAAGACCUUCGACACAACGGCGGCUUUUAACGACGUUAAGACUCCAGGAAAAUUCGAUAACGCUUAUUACAAGAAUUUGCCUAAGGGGCUAGGGCUUUUGGCGACGGAUAAUUUACUUUAUCAGGAUCUACGAACGAGGCCUUUUGUUGAAUUGUAUGCAGCAAAUGAGACGGCGUUCUUUAAGGAUUUCGGAAAUGCCAUGGUGAAGAUGAGUUACAUAGAAGUGAAGACUGAUGGAGAUCCGAACGGCGAGGUGAGGCGCCGAUGCGACGCUUUUAAUACUGCGGCCGCUUAAGAUCUGUUGCUGAUGAUUAACAGAUCGAUCUUCGUCAAUGUUUCGAUUAUUCGUUGAAUUUUUUUUUUCCCUUUAAUUUGUUAAAAUAAUAUGUGACUCAUUUGAUUUGUCAAACCAAGGUGACAAGGGGAAUCAUUUUUUUGGCUUCUCUUGUGUUUUAAUAUAAAUAUACCAGAAUAAAUAAAUAAUAAAGGAGGACAAAUAUUUUUUGGUUCA
Molecule: messenger RNA, 1356 nt
Organism: Mangifera indica (mango)
Lineage: Eukaryota; Viridiplantae; Streptophyta; Magnoliopsida; Sapindales; Anacardiaceae
Product: peroxidase 41-like
Exons: 1
Coding region: 142-1140 (332 amino acids)
Biological process (GO): hydrogen peroxide catabolic process; response to oxidative stress
Molecular function (GO): peroxidase activity; heme binding
Source: RefSeq, a predicted model, not a curated record